This is a messenger RNA of Girardinichthys multiradiatus, 1575 nucleotides long. RefSeq names its product hepatocyte cell adhesion molecule-like. The record is from RefSeq and is a predicted model, not a curated record. The transcript is spliced from 7 exons. The coding region runs from base 190 to 1284 and encodes 364 amino acids. NCBI's taxonomy places the organism in Eukaryota, Metazoa, Chordata, Actinopteri, Cyprinodontiformes, Goodeidae.
GACCAACUGAACUCUGAAGACAGAGAUGCACAAUUACAUACACACUUUUGUUCUGUUCAUACAGUGGCUUUUGAGAACAAGUUGUACUCUGUUCCAGCGUGGCCUGAAUGAACCACUGUGUCCUCCGUCCUGCCCAGAGUCCGAAAUCAUGCUGGCAGUCUGUGAGAAAAACAAAGCUUUUUCCUCAAGAUGCCAGCAGAGAAGGAUGUUCCUUCCAAAGGCAAAAAGAUUUACCUCAUUUUUUCACUUGUAUUUUUUGGCUUCUUAUUCUUGGGUGAGGUGCAGACAGUGAACAUGACCAUCCCUAACGCUCUGAUCAGAGGAGCGGUCGGAGGGGAGGCGCUUCUGUCGGUUUGCUACAGCAGCUUCAGCCCCGAUCUGCCAGUUAUCAGGUGGCUGCUUCAGAGGGAAAAGGCAGUCACUGUGGUCCAGUCUGUUGGAACCGUCAUCAUUGGGACCUUGAGGCCUGAGUAUCAAGACCGAGUCCUGGUGUUUGAGAACGGGACUCUACUUCUCCACAACCUCAGAUUCACUGAUGAUGGAACCUAUGACGUGGAGAUCUCCAUCACAGAUGAUAUUUUUACUGGAGAGGGAAGCAUCACACUCACUGUGGAUGAACCUAUAUCCAGGCCGUACAUCCACAUGGAGGCAUCAUCAGUGCUGGAGCUCAGUGAAAACUUUAUCCUUAACUGCUCCCAUGACAACGGAACCAGGACCAGCUACAGGUGGUUUAAAGGGGGGAAGCCAUUGGCCAAUGAAACAAGGUUCGUGUUGUCACCUUAUCAGAAGUGGCUGACCAUCACUCGAGUGUUGAUGGCUGAUGAGGACAUCUACAGCUGCUCGGUGGAGAACCCGUUGGGCAACAUGACGAGUCUGCCAAUCAGACUGGCCGUGUACAGAAGAAGCUCUGUCUACAUCAUGCUGUCCACUGGAGGAAUCUUCUUCCUCAUCAUGCUGGUAACAGUGUGUGCAUGCUGGACUCCUUCUAAAAAGUCAAGACAAAAAUCUAGAAAGUCCAGGAUUUAUGGACACUCUCAUCACAUACAGCUAAAACAGAAAGAUGAUGUGCUUCCCAAAAUGAGGGAACAUAAUGGGAUAAAAGCAGUAACUUCCCUUUAUGUCCUCCAACAAAAGGACCCCUCCAUAGACGACUCCUCCAGCAACAGUAUUGGGUCUCCUUCUGAACUGGACAACCCUCCAUCCUACACAACGUACCCCAAGUACACACAUUCCCUUGUGUUGUCAGAUGCAUCUCCAGCCAGCUCCCUCCCAAAGUGCAUCUAAAACUUCAUGAACUGUUCAUCAUGCAAAACAAAGGAGCUGGUAAUUUGGGGCCUGCCGUCAUGCAAAAAUAGCUUUGAGUCUUCAUGAACUCAAAUAUGAAAUUUAGGCAUUUUUCUAAGAUCUGUUAUACAGCGCCUUGCAAAGGUAUUCACACUGUUGGGGCUUUUGAACAUUUUGCAACAUUGCAUUUAGUGUUUUGGGAUUUAAUGUGACACACCAACACAAAGUAUUGAACAAUUGUAAUGUGGAAGUAAUUACAGCUGCAUGUCUUUUAAGGUAUGUCUCUAACAA